UCCACAGAUAGCGGCUAUUCCAAGGCAUCAAAACAGGACACUGUGGGGGAAUAUAUUGAUUUACAGAAAAAGAACUAAAAGAAAAACACAGAAUUAAAAAACAAAGAUUCACACUUAUAUUUUGUAGCGGUUUACGAAUACUGCAUACGACUGCUUAGGACAGAAGUCAAGCAGACAUGGAUAUCUAUGACCCCCAGACUCUUGGCUUUAUGGUGUUCGGCGGUUUCAUGGUGAUUUCGGCCAUCGGGAUCGCCCUGGUCUCCACCUUCUCCAUGAAGGAGACUUCCUAUGAAGAGGCUCUGGCCAAGCAGCGCAAGGAGCAGGGCAAGACCCAGCCCGCACGCUCUGAGAGAAAGAAGAAGGAGAAGCAAUCUGAGAAGAGAGGCAGGGCCAAGAAGAAGGAGGACAAACCAAACGGGAAGUUGCCACCGCCUGAGCCUACCCUGGAGGCUAGUGAGACGGUGAGUGACUCUGAGCCGGAGCCUGCCCCUGUACCCCCUCCCGAGCCCACUGCCCCAGAGCCCCCUGUCGUUGCCGCUCCUCCCUCUGAGGCCUUGGAAGCCCCGCCUGCCCCCUCCCCCAAGGACAAGAAGAAGAAGGAGAAGAAGGUGGCCAAAGUGGAGCCCGCCCCUACCCAGGCUGUCCCUGCCAAGUCUGCUCCUGUGCUGGAGGCGGUGACCAAGGAGGUGCCUGUCAUGGCCGUGCCACCAGUGGAGGCACCGCAGGCUGUGGCCUUAGCUGUCCCCGUCAUCACUCCUGUGCCCCCGAAGGUGGAGGAGCCUAAGGCCGAUGUCCCAUCCAAGAAGAAGGUGGCCUCAAAGAAAAAGUCGGCUGCAGCGGAUUCUGUGGACGCGCCUCUGUACCUGCCCUACAGGAUGCUGGUGUCCACUCUCAGCAGCAUGGUGUUCAGCGAGGGUGAGGCGCAGCACCUCAUCGAGAUCCUCACCGACAAGGCGGGCAUCACACAGGACACCUGGCACACGGCCACCCAAAAGGGCGAUCCGGUAGCGGCACUGAAGAAGCAGCUGGAGGAGAAGGAGAAGCAGCUGUGUGCUGAGCAGGAAGAUGCCGCCGCCGCCAAGAACCGGUUGAGGGAGCUUUCCAAGGAGCUGAACGCGGAGAAGUCCAAGCUGGCUUCUGUGGAGACGCGCCUGAGCUCGCAGCUGAGCGCCCGGGAGCAGGAGAUGAUUGCCCUCCAGGCUCGAAUGCAGGCCAACUACCAGGACCAUGUGACCGAGAUCCAGCAGCUCAACGGCAAGAUCCAGAGUCUGCAGGACCAGCUGGAGAAGGGUCCCAAUGCUCAGCUGGCUCGUCUGCAGCAGGAGAACAGCAUUCUGAGGGAUGCCCUGAACCAGGCCACCAGCCAGACCGAGAGCAAGCAAAACGCAGAGCUGGCCAAGCUGCGGCAGGAGUGUGCCAAGAUGAGCAAGGACCUGGCCGAGAGGAGCGAGGCUCUGCACACAGAGGAGCAGCAGAGGAAGGCCCUGGAGGCCAAGGCGUUGGCUUCCGAGAAGCAGCUUGCCCAGACCCAGGCCAGUCAGGCGGACAGCGAACUGGCCCUGCAGAGGAGGCUGGAGGAGAUGAGCGAGGCACUGCGGACGGCCCAGAGCGGCAGCAGCAGCCUGCAGGCCGAGCUGGAGAAGGCCCGGCAGGAGACGGCUGCCCUCGCCGAGCUGCGGUCGUGCGUGGACAAAGCCGAGGUGGAGCUGAAGGAACGCUGCGCCCUGGUGGAGGACCUGCAGGCCCAGCUGAAGCAGGCGGAGGCCGACAAGGCGCAGCUGCUGGAGCGGGUGGCCUCCAUCGAUACCCUGCUGGAGGCCGGGCAGAGCAAGGCCGCGCAGGCAGAAGAGCAAGAAGCUCAGGUCAAAGAAGAUGCAGAAAUGGAGCUGGUACAGAACAGUCUUAAGGAAAAAGAGAGUCAAGUGAAAUCGCUGGAAGAAGAACUUAAGCAACUGAAAGAAGAGCUGGAACAAGUAAAGAACACAAGAGCACAGUCUGACAGCACGACAGAGGUGGAUCCACAGCAGAACGGGCUUUUGGAAAAAGACAGCCAUGUUUCAUCACUGGAGGAAGAGCUUAAACAACUGAAGGAAGAGAUGGAACAAGUAAAAAGCAUAAAUCAGCCUGACAUCACAGCAGAAACUGAGCAGCUACAAAACAGUCUUUUGGAAAAAGAGAACCAGGUAACAUCACUGGAACAAGAGCUUAAACAGCUGAAAGAAGAGAUGGAGCAAGUUAAAAACACAAACUCUCAGCCCAAUAUCACUACAGAGACUGAGUUACUGCAAGAAAGUCUAAAGGAAAAAGAGAGUCAGGUUUUGACACUGGAAGAAGAACUUAAACAGCUAAAAGAAGAGAUGGAGCAAGUAAAGAACACACUAACUGCUGACAUCACAGCGGAGACUGAACAGCUACAAAGCAGGUUUUUGGAAAAAGAGAACCAAGUGGCAUCACUGGAAGAAGAGCUUAAACGGCUAAAAGAAGAGAUGGGACAAUUAAAGAGCACAAGCACUCAGCCAGACAUCACAGUAGAGACUGACCUCCUUCAAAGCAGCCUCAGGGAAAGAGAAAGCCAGGUGACAUUGCUUGAAGAUGAACUUAAGCGGCUGAAAGAGAAGAUGGAGCAGGAUGCAGUGGAGCAGCAGCUGAUCACAUUCCAGACCGAGACCAGGACAGCCCUUCAGACACUCUUCCCACACAUCUCCAUAGAAACAGAGCAGAAUAACUGGCUGCAAGAAUUCACACUGAAAGCACAGGAAACGCUCAGUCAACAAAGCCGGCAGAAAACCCAGGAAUCCACAGAAUUGAUGGACCUGCAAGAGAAACUUCGGGAGGCAGAGGAAUCUCAAAGCACGUUACAGGCAGAGUGUGACCAGUACAGGACCGUUCUGGCCGAAACUGAAGGCAUGCUGAAGGACCUGCAGAAGAGUGUGGAGGAAGAGGAGCUGGUGUGGAAGACCAAGAUCGCGGAGUCCGAGGGGCAGCUCAGAGCGGCUCUGGAGCAGGUGAAGGCCUUGGAGGUGGCUGCAGAGUCGAUGAAGCUGGAGAGUCAAAGUAUGGAAGGGCUUAAGGAGCAGGUGAUGCUCCUGGAAGCACAGCUGGAGAAACAGCUGGAAUCUGCAGUCAUUAGCCAGAAUUACUCGGAGGAGGUGAAACAGCUGAAGGAACUGUUAGCAGACUCUCAGAGCCAGCUGGAAAUGGCCCAGUCAGAAGUACAAAAACAGAGUGAGGAGCUGGCUUUGGUCAGGCAGCACCUGAGUGAGAUGAAGGAGUGCGUGCAGAGUGAAGAGGCCUUUGGGCCGCAGAACGGCCAGCCUGAGUUGGAACCCAGUCAGGUACAGUCACAGCUGGAGCUGACAGCAGGGAAGCUGGAGAGCGAGCAGGCACUGAGGCAGCAGCUAUCUGACGAAUAUGAGCAGGCCCAGAAGUCUGUUAAUGACCUCCAGGUACAGCUAGAUCUACUGAAGGCUGCAGGAGAGGUCCCUGCAGCUGAUCCAGAAUUAAAGGAGAGGCUCGAGAAGGAGAAGAAACUGACCAGAGACCUAGGCCAGGCAGCCACCAAGUUGCAGCAGCUCCUUAAGGCCACCCAGGAGCAACUUGCCAAAGAGAAGAACACUGUUAGGAUUCUGCAGGAGCAGCUUCAGGGGCAGAACGAUGGUGUAGACCUGAAGGAAGGAACAUCUGUUUGAGACUGAAGAAGCAUCACACAACUUGCCAAAAUGCCUUACAAUUACUAUAGUUAUGCAUUCCAUUCUGUACGCUCUCUAUUGUACUGUAGUUAAUGAUGAAACAUGUUUAAAAAUAGAAAGAAUACUUAUGAACACUUCAUGGGAAUGGGGUACAAAAUGCAGCUACAUGUUUUUUUAUCAUGUUGGAACAAACAUUCCAUCAAGGAGCUUCUGGCUGUGUCAGAAACGACAUAUUUUGCCUUUCGUUCACAGAGCACCCCACAGUUCAGUGUUAAAGAAAAGGGAAACCACAUGUACGUUAAACGUGCAUCGACUAGUGCAAUUGUUUUUGUUUUUUAAUGUCUUUUGUCAGAUGAUGAAGGUGAGAACAUUUCAUGGUACACAGAUGGGAUACAUGUCAUGCCUUCUACACUCUGUAGCUGGCUGCCAAAUAAAGUGUGACUU
Megalops cyprinoides (Indo-Pacific tarpon) is the source of this 4133-nucleotide messenger RNA. RefSeq names its product ribosome-binding protein 1-like. Gene Ontology annotation, cellular component: endoplasmic reticulum membrane. NCBI's taxonomy places the organism in Eukaryota, Metazoa, Chordata, Actinopteri, Elopiformes, Megalopidae. Gene Ontology annotation, biological process: protein transport. The record is from RefSeq and is a predicted model, not a curated record. The transcript has 33 exons. The coding region runs from base 177 to 3689 and encodes 1170 amino acids.